This is a messenger RNA of Xenia sp. Carnegie-2017, 4575 nucleotides long. Its product is annotated as condensin complex subunit 1-like. Gene Ontology annotation, biological process: meiotic chromosome condensation; mitotic chromosome condensation; mitotic cell cycle. Gene Ontology annotation, cellular component: nucleus; condensed chromosome, centromeric region. Gene Ontology annotation, molecular function: histone binding. Bases 61 to 4209 code for a protein of 1382 amino acids. The record is from RefSeq and is a predicted model, not a curated record. The transcript has 33 exons. NCBI's taxonomy places the organism in Eukaryota, Metazoa, Cnidaria, Anthozoa, Malacalcyonacea, Xeniidae.
AACACCUGAGUGCAGGUACAUUGACAUUUCUUUCAUAAAAAAUUGGCGGUCGGUUUCAAAAUGGAGUUUGAAUUUACCAUUCCUUUAACUAAAGACGACCUUUUAUGUCCGUCCGAAGAUUCAUACGUUGUACAGAAUGUCUACAAUGUCCGUGGUUUGCCAGGAAUGUUAAAUGAAGCAGUCGUUGCUUUGAACUGUGGACCCGAUAAUAUUAUUCACCAUUUUGAUGUCUUCUUCAGUGUUUUGAAGAAUUUCACUCAAUUGGACCAAAAUUUGAAAUUUAACUGCUGGGAAUCCCUAAAUAAAGCCCUGACAAUGCAGAUGAGCACCUUGAUAAACAUCUUUGAUCAGAAUAGUAUUGAACAGGAGACAAAAAAACAACAACGUAAUAUUCUCAAGAUGUUGUGCUACCUUCUAACUCAAUUUGCCGAAGAAUUUGAAGGAGAAGAUUGCAAGCCAUCAGCAACAGACGUGAGACGGAAAAAUGGCAAGGCAAAGAAAUCCUCUGUAGCGCUACCUUUUGAUUGGCCCGAGAUGAAAAGAGAUUUUAUCACCAUGAUAACUCAAUUGUUGAACACAAACCUUGUUUCUUUGUGGGAACCUCCCGUUGCUGAAGAGGAGAGUAUAAAUAUGUUCGCCAAUUGCUGUUACAAGUUUAUGGAGAAUAAUGGUUUGAACCGCGAUAAACCUCUUCGUGAUAACAUUCUUCACGUACUUGCCAUCUUAGUGAAACGAUACAACCAAAGUUUGAGUGUUGGCGUCAAGGUUAUUCAACUACUGCAGCAUUUUGAACACUUGAUAUCUGCUAUGGCUCAACUCGUUCAUCUCUGUGCUACGGAAUACGAAACGCGGACUCUCGUUGUUGGUGUAUUGAGGGAAAUCAGUAGCAUUGAUCCUAAAGAUUUGGAGCGUGACACGAGUGGAGCUAGAAAUUAUUCCGAGUUUCUUGUUGAUCUCGCUUCCAGAAUACCUGAACAUAUUAUGUCAAACCUGAGCUUGCUGCUUUGUCAUUUGGACAACGAGCCAUACUGUAUGCGUAACGGUGUACUGGGUGUCAUGGGACAGUUGAUCGUUUUACGACUAAAUGGAAAUAAUCUUGAUGAUAAUAUGAAGAAAACCAGAGAUAAAAUACUUGAUCAUUUGGAGUCUCAUAUUCAUGACGUAAACAGUUACGUGCGAAGCAAAGUCUUACAGAUUUGGCAAGAUAUAUGCAGAGAAAAGGCAAUUCCAGUUGAUCGUCAACAGGUUGUUCUCGGUCUUGUCAUUGGUCGCUUACGGGAUGGCUCUACCAAUGUGAGGAAAAAUGCAAUCAUCUAUUUGAAGGAUUAUCUUAUGUGUAAUCCGUUUGGAUCAAAGUUUUCCAUUGCUGAAGUGGAGAAGAAGUUGCAGGAAGAAACAGCGAAAUUAAAGCAAAUGGAUAAUUCCAAAGACGAGAGUAGAGGAACGAGUGCCGUAGAUCUCAAAAGAUGGCAAGAACUGGAACAUGAAGUGAAGAGGGUUGUCGACGAUAACUGUGACGUUGAGGAUAUUGUUGACGAAGAUGGAGAGCACGUUGAGUUUCAGGGAGAUGUCAAUGAGGCACUUGAAUUUGCCUUGUUCAACAUUAAAAAGCAGAUGGUUGCGGGAGAUCAUUUUAAGGCCCUCGCUGUCUUUAAAGCUGCCGUUGCCACCUGGCCAGAUUACGAUUUAUUCAAUAAUUACAUGCACAGCAAAGGGGUGGAAUCAAGCGAGAAUAGAGAAGAGAUUGUCAGCAAUCAUUUGUCGUUAUUAAAGAAAAUAUUUCUCAAUCCGAAUUUCGGCCCAACUACGAAAAGCUCUUCCGACAUACGUGAAGGUGAAGACCAGGAAAGUCAGGUGAACACGAACGAUACUUCAAGUCCCGAUGGUGCAAACGAGAUCUCUAAGCAACGAGUUGUUGUACAGUUCUUGAAGGACUAUCUGUCAUUCCAUGCUUCAUACCAACAAGCUCUUACGCACGUUUCUCGACUAAUGGCCUCCCAUGUAGCCACGGAUGUCCACGAAUCCAUUGAUUUCGUGGUCAUUGCCCAGGAGUUCGGUCUAAAUAAUGCCCUAUUGGCGGUGAGGCGAUUGUUAAACUUGAUAUGGUCAAAGGAUAACAGCAUAAAAAGUAAAGUUGUCGACGCAUAUAAACGAUUGUAUCUCGAUCCACCUGUUCAGGGACAAAGGGCAAAAUGCGAAGCAAUUAUAAAGAAUCUCUCGGCUCUUCUGUCUGGCGCCACAAUUGGUGAUCUUGCAUCUCUUGACGAAUUGGCUUACAAGUUGAUGAAGGAGAAGCUCAUUCCCAAUAAUGUUGUUCAUCUUCUGUGGGAAAAGUUCGCCAUGAAGGACUCGCAGACAACAAAGGAACAAAGGCAGUCGGCGUUGAAGCUUCUUGGCAUGUUUGCCCGAGGCAAACAUGAAAUGGUUAAGAGCAAUGUGGACGUUCUUGUGACUAUUGGACUUUGUGAUCAAGCCAAAGAUGACUCUUUAUUGGUCAAGGAUACUUGUACAAUGAUGUUAAAAUUGAAUUCUGAUCUAAAGGUUUACGAGAAGCAGCGACCGCUGCGUUUUACUUCUGAUCACGUUAUGUUUCAACGGCUCAAUGAUAUUUUGGUCAGCAGCAUUACCACAAACAUGCAGGGUAUGUGGGUACCGAUGGCUGAAGAGGCUAUCAAAGUCAUUUACAAUCUGGCACAACAUCCCGACAAAAUAUGCAGUCAACUCAUCAAGAAUCUGACUAGGAGGAUUUUUGCUGCGAACGAAGAUGAAGAGUCAAGUGGAAGCACUGAGAAAGGAAACGACAACACACUUAUGUCAUGUUCAACCCACGUGUUAGCUCGAUAUCUGGCAGCUGCUGGUCAUAUUGCGCUACAGCAAGUCAUUUAUCUCGAGACUAGCGUUCUAGGAGAGAUCAAACGUCGACAGAGGUUAAAAGAGGAUAACAAAGAACACAAAAAUGGGAGAAAUACUGUGUCUGGCGGUGAUCAAACAUCGAUAAAUAAGGAAGGGGCUAGUGAAUCUCUUGAGGAUGAAAUGGGAUUGACAGGAGCAACUGCUGAAGACGCUGAAGCUGAAUGUAUUAAGAAAAUUUGUGACCACGAAAUUGUAACAGGUGGUGAAAAUCUCUUGUCGAUACUUGGUCACGUGGUCAUUAAAAUAUGCACCAACCCAGUUAAAUAUUCGGACGUUCAGUUGCAAACUGCUGCCUCGUUGGCUCUUUCAAAGUUUAUGUUAGUGAGUGCGGAGUUUUGCGAGAAUAACCUUCAAUUGUUGGUGACAAUAUUGGAAAAAAGCCCCCACGAGGUUAUUCGCUCGAAUACGAUAAUUUCUCUUGGUGAUUUGACGACACGUUUUCCCAAUCUUCUUGAACCAUGGACAGCAAACCUUUACGCCAGACUUCGGGAUGAUUCGCCGCAAGUUCGGAUGAACACGAUGAAGAUAAUGACUCGUCUCAUUCUCAACGAUAUGGUGAAGGUGAAAGGUCAGAUCAGCGAGAUUGCAACCUGCUUACAAGACGAAGAUUCUAGAAUUGCUGAAUUGGCAAAAUGUUUUUUCUCGGAACUUUCAAAGAAGGGGAAUGCUGUUUACAAUAUAUUACCAGACAUUAUAAGUAGACUUUCUGAUCCUGAGACCGGAAUACAAGAAAACCCUUUCAAAAGUAUCAUGAGUUAUCUAUUCUCGUUUAUUAAAAAAGAUCGACAUUGUGAAAGUUUAGUUGAAAAACUUUGUCAUCGUUUUAGAGCUACGAGAACUGAACGUCAAUGGAUGGAUCUAUCAUUUUGUCUGGCACAGCUCUCAUAUAAUGAACGAUCACUGAGAAAACUGCAUGAAAAUAUCGCGUGUUUCCAAAGUACUUUGUCCAAUAAUGACGUCUACUCGUAUUUUCAAAUCAUUAUUGGAAAAUGCAAGAAAACGGCAAAAGCUGAAAUGAAAAUUGUUGUUGAAGAGUUUGAAGGUCGUAUUGUUGCCUUUCACGAGAAAGUUGUUGAGCAAGAAGCAGGCUACGAACGCGCAGGGCAAGCUUCGUUCGCUGCUCGGGUGCUUGUCGAAAAAGUUGGAAAAAAGGCAAAAACAUCAUGUGAAAAUCGUACACCUGCAUUGAGAAAAACUCCAAGGAACCGAAAGAAACCUAUAAUCGAAUUUGAUAGCGAUGACGAGGAUUUGUUUGAUCAAGACUGGGGAGAGGAUGAAAUAGAUGAGAGUGUUUGAUAAAACCUGGAGACUGGGGAGAGGAUGAAAUAGAUGAGAGUGUUUGAUAAAACCUGGAGACUGGGGAGAGGAUGAAAUAGAUGAGAGUGUUUGAUAAAACCUGGAGACCGGGGAGAGGAUGAAAUAGAUGAGAGUGUUUGAUAAAACCUGGAUAGAAAUUGUUUUGAUAAGUAUCUGUGAUGCUGUUUCACUAUAGAUAUAUGCUGAUUUUAUAGCAAGUAAGGAUGUUUGUUUCGGUGCAUUCAAUUCUAAAUGGCGGAGCAAGGAUCUUUAAUUAACAACGUUGUAAAAAUCUGUAAUUAUGCAGUGGAAAUAUUUGUAGGAGAUUGUGAACGGAAGUGAUCAAAUCACAGCCAUUUAAAUUGA